Molecule: messenger RNA, 4721 nt
Organism: Monodelphis domestica (gray short-tailed opossum)
Lineage: Eukaryota; Metazoa; Chordata; Mammalia; Didelphimorphia; Didelphidae
Product: centrosomal protein of 97 kDa-like
Biological process (GO): negative regulation of cilium assembly
Cellular component (GO): centrosome
Molecular function (GO): protein binding
Source: RefSeq, a predicted model, not a curated record
CGGUUCCUCCACCCCAACUAGUUGGUGAGCUAUGUGGAGAAGCCCGCUGAGGACCCGCAGGUCCUGAGAGCUGGUUACAAACCGCAGCGGUCUCCUGGAGCUGCCCACGCGGGCCUGGAGGGAACAUUUUCUUCCUCCAGUUCCAGCGCUGCGUUUUUCCCUCUCUUCCUCCUCUCUUUAUUGCCCUGGCAUUCCUAGAAGGAGCUACUGCCAGCGGUGGGAGGAGCAUAGCACGUGCCUCUACUCCGCGCCUAGGAGAUUAAGGGCUAGGGUGUGCUCGCGCUUCGCGCCUCGGCGUCCCGACCUGGAGGCGUCUUGAUUUAGGCGGGCCUCCUCUCUGCCAGCCGACGGGCUCCUGCGGGUGUGCUCGCUCUGGACCGCUGCAAUCCUGCAGCUUGGGCCCAUCUCUCCGGAGCAUCAUCACCUGUCCGAGGACUGCAUGCUGGUGGGGAGUAUUUAGAGCUUAUUGAAGGAUAUAGAAGAAUAUAACAUAUGCUAAGAGAAACUAGAUUGAUUUGCUCAAUGUUGCAUUCUUCUGAAAUGUUGGAAGAAUUGGUACUAGAGAGAGACUCUACUGAAGAGAAUAAUGACAUAAUUGAUGAAUCAAGAAGUUCCGGGUCAGUACCAGAUACAGUACCCAAAGCUUUGAAAAAAAAGCUAGAAUCCAAACAUGAUCUUGAAUUGGCUGACACCAAAAGCCUUGUGAUGACAUCUUCUUCAAAAAAUUAUUCAGUGACCUUAAGGCAACUAAAUCAACCAAGACUCUCCAGUCAUUUCUGUGACUUGCUGAGAGAGGGAGAAGAAUGCAGAUUUCCAAAUUCUGCUCUGUCUGCUAGUAGUGAGUGCUUCCAGGACCAUUUCAUCGUAAAGGGAGCUGUUUUCAGUCAGGAGGCAGUGGUGGAUCUUUCAAAUCAAGGAUUACAGAAAUUGGGUCAAAAUUUGCCUUGCAAAGCUGAUAUCCUUACUUUAAUUCUUGAUAAAAAUCAGAUUAUCAAAUUGGAAAAUCUUGAGAAAUUCAGAAGAUUGUUGCAGUUAUCAGUAGCUAAUAACCGUCUAGUUCGGAUGAUGGGUGUGGCCACACUAACUCAGCUCCGGGUGCUGAAUUUACCUCAUAACAGCAUUGGCUGUGUGGAGGGGCUACAGGAGCUAGUUUGCUUGGAAUGGCUCAAUUUGGCAGGAAAUAAUCUCAAGGCCACAGACCAAAUUGGUAGCUGUAUAACACUGCAACACCUUGAUUUGUCAGACAAUAACAUUUCUCAAAUAGGUGAUCUUUCUAAAUUGGUAUCCCUGAAGACUUUGCUUCUACGAGGAAACAUCAUAACUUCGCUUAGGGCAGCACCUGUUUAUCUACCUCCCUCAUUGACUGUCCUUUCUUUAGCAGAAAAUGAAAUCUGUGACCUAAAUGAGAUCUCUUUCUUGUCAUCCCUUUCUGAGAUGGAACAGUUAUCAAUAAUGAACAAUCCUUGUGUAAUGGCUAUGCCGUCGGUUCCAGGAUUUGAUUAUCGGCCAUAUGUUGUUAGUUGGUGCCUGAAUCUCAAAGCCCUGGAUGGUUAUGUGAUUUCUCAAAAAGAAAGUUUAAAAGCUGAAUGGCUUUCUAGUCAAGGCAAAGGACAUUCUUAUCAGCCUGGCCAACAUAUUCAGUUGAUCCAGUACCUGGCUUCCACUUGCCCUCUUACUUCUGCAGUGGGCCUCCAAAUUACAGAAGAUGCUAAACUGGAGAAGAUAUUGAACAAGACCAGGUUCCACCAGACGGAGUUGGUGAGCCAAAAUUCAAAGGAAGAAGUCCUUGCCUUCUCCAGUUCCAAAGAAUUAGGGAUACCUCUUGUACCUGAGGAUUUGAGUCCAACUCUAGAACCCCAUAUACUUGUUGAAAGUGGACCUGACAUUCAAAUAAAUUCUUGGGUUGGAGAAAGCAUCACUGUUGAUCAUUCAUAUGCUAUUAAGAAUACCUUCCUUGGCUCCAUACAAACUGAAAAAUAUUCUCUUCAUGAGGUAUUCUUGGAAGAUAUACAGACAGAUGAAGAUAAGCUGAACUGUAGUCUUCUAUCCUCAGAGUCCACUUUUAUGCCUGUUGCCUCAGGGUUUUCUGCAGUAUCUCCUACCAUUGAACUGAUACCACAUGGAUUUAACUUGGACCUAAAAGAUGAUGGUGCUGUGAUUGAAUUUGUGAAUGAAAGAAAAGGAUAUGAUGUGGGUAAUGAUGAAGAAGAGACUUCAACUGAAGCAAAGAUGAAUAAGGUCAAUCCAGAAGAAAAUAAGAAAGAUAGCAUUUUGCUUUGCCCUGAUCUAACAAUACCUAGUUGUGGUUCAACAGAUAAUAUUAGUUAUUAUGAUAUUUCUUCUUUAAAAAGAGAAGGAUACAGUGUGUCCAACCCAGAACUGAGUAAUAAUGAAAUGUUAUCUAAAACCGUUUCAGAAAAAUUCUCCUGCAGAAUUUUAUCUGAAUUAGCUAUGGCUUUGGACCAAGAGACUGAGGCGCUUCAGAAAAUGAAUGAAGCAGCCACCAAACUUCAGGCCUGCUGGAGGGGAUUCUUCACAAGAAAUCAUAUCCUCCAAGCAAAAGAAGCACAAUAUGAAAUUCGGCUGAGCAGAAUGCAAGAGCGCAUUGUCUGCUUAACUGAUGAAAUUCGGAGAUUGAGAAAAGAAAGAGAUGAAGAAUGCAAGCAGAAGCUUGUGCAGCAAGAGACUAUCAAAUUCCUUUGGAAUCAGAUAAGAUCCCUACAAAACUGGCAACUUUCAGUGAACGAGUACCUCAGUUCUGACUGGCAAUAUCAUGUUCCUGUACCAUUCAAGCCUCCAUUAGCCACUCUAAAUCAAGAGCCUUCUUCUGCUGAUCAUUCUGAGUGGUUUAUUUCAGAUGCCAAAGGUCCCCCUGAGGAAGCCUUUCUGCCCUUUCUAGAUUCUGAUUUCCUUUCCUCCCUUACAGAUCCCUUUCAAGUUUCUCAUGAUUUUGAAAUAAAUUCUACAGAAGAAAAUAAGAAUGCUACAGUAGGUAGUUUCAUAGAAACGGUUAGAUUUUAUAAGAAUCCAGAUCCAGAGGAUACUUAUGACCAGCAGGGUGAAUGGAGUAAAGAUAGCUCUAACACUGAACCAGACAAAAGUCUCCUACUGGAGUAUUUAAUGUCAGUUCAGCAGCUUGAUGAUGCUACUGAAAUGACAAGUACCAGUAAUGAAAGGGAAGCUAGUCAGCUUCAUACAGCUUUGCCUCUGGAAAACCCCAGUUCUUUAACAAAUGUUGCUGCUAUAGAUGCAUGCCAUGACAUAGUCACCACCUUGCAAGAUGAAGUCAUUUAGAUAUCUGAGAGGAAUGAACUGAAGCAAAAGUUCUAGUGCCUCCACCAGUCUGUGACCCAGAAUUUCAGAUUUCACAUAUUGGUAUUACUGUAUAGUUUUCAUGGAAAACUAUAUAAUCUACCUGAAUUUCCAUUUUAAAAAUUGUGUUUGGUUUCAUAUAUCUGUGUGUUUGUCCUUCCAUUUCUUUCCUUUUUAUUUCAACAUAUAUGUAUAUUGAAUGUAUAUUUCAUUUCAAUAUAUACAUAUAUAUGUUCAUCUUUAAUUAUUUGGAUUAUAAAUCCCAAACUGAUACUUAAUCUUAAUAAUAUCUUGUUAAUAUUAUACCUUCAAAUACUUUGUUAUUCUAAACAAUAUUUUCCUAAAAGAUAUUUGUAGUUUGUCUUUUGACUGAAAUGCAUCAAGAUAAUUUCUUGUGUGAAAUGGUAUUUCUGUUAUUCUAGAGGAAAUAUAGAAUAUCUUAGAAUUUGUUAAAAAUUUGUAUUGGUUUUAUUUCCUGUAGAACUCCAGUUUUUCUAUCAUUAACAUAUAAAAUAAUGUAAAAAGUGCAGGCAUAUAAAAUGGAAAGAGGUGGCAUAUGCAGGAUGAUGUGCAGAAGAGGAACUUGUGACUAUUGCUGAGCAUCCUACAGGUUUAAGAAAUUGUUUCCUAGCUUUGAUUUUUUUUCCUAACAAGGGACUAAAAGGAUCUUAUUGUAAACAAAAGAAGGAAAGAAAAAAUGUGAUCUUAAAAGCUCUCCCAGCAGGUGGUUAUUGUUUUGAUAAACAUUACUAUAACAUUAUUUUAUGUUUAUAAAAAUUAUUAAACAUUAUUAUUAAAUUAUUGCUUUACAUUUUCAUUGUCAAAAUGCACAAAAGAACAGUAAGCUUUAAUCUGCUAAAUGAAAUAAUUCAUUCAGCUCUAAACCUAGGCUUACUUAAUCAAAAUUAGUAAAAAUGCAAUACUCUUGUUACAUGUCAGAAAGCACAAAGCAUCCUUCUGUUCCUUUAGAAGCUGUGCUAGUGUACAUACUUUAAACCAUUGGCUUCAUUGCUUAUUUAACCUUUGCCCUACUUGUUCCUAUUUAUCUUUGAUUUAUUACUAAAAAGCCCUUAAUCAUUUUUUCCUCCAACUUUGUCCCUCACCUGGGAUAGGUACAUCAAUAUUUAUCACAUAUACUCAUAUUCAUUGCAAAUUUGGGGGUUGAAUUGGGAAACAACUAUAUUUUGAAAAAUGGCUAUAGUUUGGUUAUAAUGAUGUUAACUAACAAAUAUACAGACUUUAAAAUUACCUUUUAAACUCUGAAAACAGUAAUUUCAUAAAAAUGUACAUUGAACCACAAUUUCUGAGAUCCUAAUUUUCAAUUAUUCAGUUUAAGAAAGGCAUACAGCUUUAUUUUGUCUUAUUAAAAAAAUUUUAACCCUAAUAAAGUCAAACAAGAAUAAUUUUCA